This is a messenger RNA of Temnothorax curvispinosus, 2003 nucleotides long. RefSeq names its product WD repeat-containing protein 18. NCBI's taxonomy places the organism in Eukaryota, Metazoa, Arthropoda, Insecta, Hymenoptera, Formicidae. Gene Ontology annotation, molecular function: protein binding. Gene Ontology annotation, cellular component: nuclear pre-replicative complex. Gene Ontology annotation, biological process: DNA-templated DNA replication; rRNA processing. Bases 501 to 1769 code for a protein of 422 amino acids. The record is from RefSeq and is a predicted model, not a curated record. The transcript has a single exon.
UUUUUAUAAGAGUCACUUGGAAAAACAAAGGGAAUAAAUCGAACAACCGAAAAUAUAAAGUAAUUUUUUCUUGUCCUUGUUUCGUAAUCUUCAGUAUUUUUCACUAUUCUUUCAAUAGAAGAGUUGAAGUAUUCUCUAAAAUAAUCUAAACUAUUCCGAUUGUGACCGACAGACACAAUACGCCGGCGGCCGGUUGUCGCUCUGCCAUACCGAGGUAGUAGUGCAGUAGCUCCAUCUGAAUUAAAUAUCUGCGCGACCUAACCUACUCAUAUUACCACGUGCUCAGUGUGCUCAUACCGGUUCGUAUUGUUAACAGGCGCAGUUGGAAAAUCUAAUUGAAGACAACUCGAAGGAGUGACGACAUCGCCCAAGUAACGACUGACAUUCGUGAAAGAAGAAGAAAGAAAUGACAGAGUCGGCUUCAGCCGGCCGUAAUCGACAUUUGAUACAGUACGGUACGUGUAGCGUGGUGUCGUAAGAACUGCAAGGCUCUCUCCAAGAUGCACCGAGUAACCGACGCGAAAGAAGUGAUCCUGACGAGCGACGCGACGGGGGAGAGCUGGAGCGCCGCGGUGUGGGAUCCCCGGAACGGUUCCCUGCUGUCCGUGUACAAGCAAGCGACGGCGCUGGGACAUCGGAGCCUUCAGCUUCUGAGCGACAGCUACGUGUUGGGCGCGGACGCCACGCGGCCUCGUAUACACAUCUGGCCGCUGAACAACCCGACGCCCCUGCCCAACGUCCGACUGACCACGCCGGGCAGGGUCAACGCCUUGGCCUGCACGCCGAACGGCUCCUACAUAAUCGCUUCCGUGGGCGAGAAGCUGUUCGUCUGGCAGACGUGCAACGGCAGGCUGCUGGCCAAUCUAGCCAAGCACUACCAAACCGUCACCUGUCUGGCCACCACGAGGGACGGUUCAUUGUUCGCCAGCGCCGGCGAGGACGGCCUGGUGUUCGUGUGGUCGCUCUACAGCGCGCUCAACGACGCGCGUUGUUCCCCCGUUCACGCGUUCUCCAACCAUAGCUUGCCGGUCAGGGACCUGCACUUCGGCCACGGUGACGCCCGCGCGAGAUUGUACACGGUCUCGCUGGACCGAACGGCGAACGUCUACGAGCUCGGCAGCGGAGCUCUCCUGCUCUCGGUGGUGUUCGACGCGCCGCUCACCGCGGUCACCGUCAACGACCGCGAAAGCGAGCUCUUCGUCGGCUGCACGACCGGCGAGAUAUUCCUGUGUAAUCUGCACGAGCCGCCGCGCGGUGUCGAGCAUCACGUUAUGGUGAGCUCGAGCAACGUGGACGAGGACGAAGAGAGCUCUGUGUUUAAAGCGCACAAGUCGAACGUGACCGCCCUGUCGGUAUCCCUGGACUGCUCCACUCUGCUGUCCGGAUCGACCGACGGUGCGGCCCAUAUCUGGGACAUUGCCAGCCGGCAGGUGCUCAGGACGUUCCAGCACAAGGGACCGGUCACCGCCGCCUUCUUCGCCAGGGGAUUCGACAAUUUUCGCGCCCCUUUUCUCAAACCGCGCUUGCAGGUGCACAAUCUGCAGAGGACGUCGGACGACGGUGGUAAGGAGAGCGUCGUCGAGGUCGUCGCCAGAGGACGAAACCCGGCGGAGAUCUUGAACUUCGAGUCCUAUGCGGAAGGCAGCGGCGAUUCUCGAGGGUCGGAGGAGACGAAGAAGUUGGAGGAUCUGCAGAAAGAGAUUCAGAAGUUAAAGAAUAUGAAUGCCAGCCUAUAUAAGUACUGCGUCACGCAUAUCCUAAAGUCCUAAACACAUCUUAAAGAUAAUCGAUUAAUAGUGGAAACAUUGGAUCGCGUGAUUUCAUAUAUUUUUUUUCUACGAGACUGAAAUUUUAAUUUGUUUUGUAAAAUAUAUGUAUAGGAUAAUAUAAGGAUGAUAUUAGACACGACUUUCUUUCUAUGAAAAUAGGUUUUAUUUCGUUGAAAGAUAUAUGCAAUAGCUUACAAAUUGUAAUAAAAAAGAUUUAAAAAUACAAAUUAAAAC